GCUACCAUGGCGGACAAAAUACAGAAGAUGACGAGUCCGGCGGGUGUAAAACCCGUCCCAAUGAAGCUUUUUGCCACGUGGGAAGUGGAUAGGACAGCCCCAAAUUGUAUACCAAGGUUAUGCACACUAAACUUGACGAGACUGCAGGUUUUGAAGCAACUGGACACAGACAUUACAUCUAUCAUUGUUUCGGUGAAGAUGCAGAGUUCAAAGCGAGUGUUGCGGUCCAAUGAGAUUACCCUACCACCAGGUGGCAUCAUUGACACAGAACUUGACCUGUCUUUCUCGUUGCAGUAUCCACACUUUCUGAAGCGGGAGGGCAACGUGUUGCAAAUAAUGCUGCAGCGGCGGAAGCGAUACAAAAACCGAACGAUCCUCGGCUUCAAAACGCUCGCCAUCGGUAUCGUCAACAUGGCCCAGGUUCUGCAGCGUCACAUGGACAGGGAACUGGACCUUUUCAGUGCUGGAAACUCAAAAGAGAAGGACGAACUCGUUGCCAAGGUGAUGAUGCUGUCGCUAAGCAGUCAGCCGGUGGAGCAGGAGGACACACUUCCGCUGCGCAAGAAGCAAGUGUCAGAGACAGAUGGCUACUCAGACCUGGAGGAGGGAUGGACUCGUCGCCGGCGAGGGCCGCACAUCACCAUUGGCAAUACACAGCCUACAGUGCUGUCUCCACUAUGUCACGCACCUAAACCUAGUCUCCGACCAUUCUUCUCGGCACGAUCGAGCUCGCACGACAUCCUGACCAUCCCCGAGAUGAGACAGCGCUACAGUCAGCACGUCAGCGAUGACAGCUCACGCAAGGGUGACUCCGACAACCAGGAGAUGUUGACCGACGACCACGAGGGCUCGGACAGUCAGCUGGUUGGAUCGCCUGCCGACAGCAGAAUUGCGGAGCGCGGCGACGUCAGCGGCUCCGGUAGCGGCGAGUCGUCCGUCAAGAAGUCCGACAGCCUGAAAAAGUCGCGAAUGUCGCCGCCGCCGAAGCCAAAGUUCUUUGCGCGCGACAACAAGUCGUCGCUGAAGGAGUCGAAGGAGAAGCGGCUCUCGAAGGAGUUCACGUGCAAGCUGCCGCUGGAGAGGAAGAACAGCGGAGGAGUCGGGGACCAAACGCCACGUAAAGCUUUGCUAGAGCAGCUGGGCGUCCUGCUGGGGUCUGAAGAUAUCAUGCUUGAUUCUGCGGUCCUAGUUGACACGUCGGAGAAACACGGCCAGCUAUUUGCUCACAAGGUCCAUGAGUUGACCAAUCACAGAGUGGUUUCCACGAUGACGAGUGGCGACGUUAAGGCCAUACUCUCACAUCUGGUCAACAAAAUUCAAAAAUUUUGCAACACAAAUAGUCGGACGCCGUCGCCCAUCAAAAUUGUGAUUGCCGGCAGUGAUCGCUACGUUAACACAGUUUUGCAACCAUUCGUCGAACAGUUCUCAGCGAAGCCUCCUGAUUGGCAAGGCUAUGUUCGUUUUCUAGUCAUACCUAUAGGUCCUAAUGUGUGCCUGGCCAAAUACCUCGGCAGCAUAGACAGCACAUAUCACUCAUUAUUCCUCGACGGAUUGUGGCGAGAUGCCUUCGAAAAAUCCGAGAACCACAAACCAGAUUCCCUGUAUCAGGAGCUUGCCAACAGAGUGUCACGCUAUCUGACUGGUGCGUCGGCGGUGUUACAGCUACCAAUCGCAGAGGCGAUGGUCACGUGUAAGGAGAAGGGUUCCGAAGAGGAUUCCUCCCAGUCAUUCACACCUUUCAUCACCGACGUGAAGAUCAGCAGCCUGGAGUGCGGCGGCGGCGGCGCGGCGGCAGGCUACACGUCGACGUCCGUAGAUCUGACGCUGGAGGACUCGCCGACGGCUCCGCUCGUCUCCGGCUCUCCUCCCCUCUCUAGUCACCUGCUCGACAAGCCGCAGAAGGAGGCGACGACGCCACCCGGCUCUCCCAAUGUCAGCCUCUCCUCCAGCUUGAACAGCAGGGAUUCACAAGGUAUGCAGAGCAAUGCAGAGCUCGACCUACAGGUGGAGUACUGGUUGUCUCCGACCGUCGCCUGCAAGGACCCUCCGAGCGGCCGCGAGAAGAAGGACGCUAGCGGGAAGUUAUCGAUGAAGUCGACGUUCCGGUCGCUGACGGUGCUGAAGCUGCCAUCGUGCGGAGAGUUGGCAACCGGCGCAGUCUCCGCACUCACGAUGAUGUUCAUCACCAAAGAGAAGAAACAGAAAAUUAUGAGAAUUGGGAAAAAGUCCAAAGAGAAGGAUACAGAAACGAGACAAACUGUAGAAGGAAUACAGCGACUUAUAUGUAUGGGAAAGUCAUCCAACUACCCACUUAAAGUGGCAAUUGAUGGCGUUGAAUGGUCAAACGUCAAGUUCUUCCAGCUAUCAGCCCAGUGGCAGACGCACACGAAACACUUUCCCAUUGCAGUAUUCAGCCAGGCAGAGACAACCUGCUAACACUAGGCUGCGUUAUCUAGACAAAAAUGCGUUUGCCUACCGUCUAAAAGAACGGACCUUGGAAGCGGUACAGUCAUCAGGGGCUCAACCUGGUGGCCGAAUUCAGUAAUUAAUGGCUGCCGUUACUCUGAAGUCCCUGGUGACAAGUUUGAAUGUGGAUGACAAAAAUGUGAAAUACUCGGUGGUGAAUGUUUUAUGUAGUGUUGUAAUACAUUUCUAGUUGGCAGGUGUUGCCAGACUCCAUUCUACAGUAUUUAAUGCAUAAUGCAUAUAUACUUGGUGUUCAAGUAAGUAUUCAUGUGCUAUCGUGGUGAUAAUAAUAGUAUAUACUGCUUAUGAAGAUAUGUUGCUAUUAAUGAUAAGUGCCGAGCAAAGCUAAAGGUCCAGAGUUGUAUCCUCACUAAAUUAUUUUAUGAUACCAACUUGCCAAGGUACCAGGUAUUGCUUUUAUAGUCUUAUCUGUUCCGAGCUUGCUAGGAGAAAUUGGUUUAACUAUGCUUUGAGUAUAGGCCUCAUAAAAGCCUGACUUGGAUAUAUGGCCUAGCAUGUUGUGAUGUGACGUUGCUGUCUGUUUGUGUUAUCAAACUUGAUGUUGUGGAGUAACGUUUAGCAGGCCUUGGGAGUAUACGUAGGCCUACAGAGUUGGCCGUAAGUUAUCAGGUUGAAAGCAGCACAUUGUUCUUGGAAGGUACUCGAACAAGUGCCAAUAUAGUAAAGACCAUUUCCUGUCUUGUCUCAUGCUUUGAGGAGUAGAUCCUGCCACAAGGAGAGCAAGGAGAAUGAAAAAGAUGUGUGCUUCCAUGAAUGUUGCGCCAUUGUUUCUCUUGUAGUCUAACAAGUUUACAGACAGUGGUGCCGCAUGUCUAACGCUAAAUACUAUUAAAUUUGUGAUUCUGGGUAUUGGGUUGGAGUUAGCUAUCACCGUCUUAGUUGAUAGCCUUGCCAGUGUUGUUGCAAUGUGGAGCAGUGAACUUGGAGUUUGUGUAACUUUAUGUACGGCUUCUGAAUUCUAUGUUUCUUCAUACCGUACGGUAUUGUAUGCCAAUUGUGCAUUAAACAUUUGAAACCUGGUAAUUAUUGACAGUUUGGCCAUAAUACUUACGCAGGUUUCAAGUAAGCAGGUUAUAUUUUUAUCACUAUCAGGCAAAUAUCUACCCACCUAUAUUAUAUGACUGGUUUACAACAUCAGUAUAGCUUAUGUUGAGCUUGUAAUCAUUUCGUCCUAGGUAAAAUACUCUACUUUUGUACGUUUGAACCAGUUAAGAUAAGGGUGGGAACCAAAACAAGCUAAUUUGCAAGAUUAAUAUGUGCUGCUACGUGCAUGACAGUACCUUUACGCAGAUACACAUAAAUAGCGUACCCACGCAACGCAGAUGUUUGCAAGUGUCCCGCGUCAUUGCAGCGCCUCGGUGUCACAUGUGUGAAACUGUGCAAUCACUGGGAACAACCGCAUCCUUUUUUUACAACUGAAUAGUUUAUGCAUGGACGAACGUAUUGGUGUAUACAGUAGUGUAUGCACUAAGUAAUCCUCGGAUGAAAAUCUUUCUGGGUGCAGCUGAAGUUUUAAAUAUUGCUUUAAAAUAAUAUUAUAUUAAUAACACUGUUAAUCAUUAUAAUUAAGGAGUCUUAUUCUCAUCAUAUCAGGUGGUUCUUUGGACAGUAAUUACAAUGUAUACAUGAUAUAGAACGGUUUGAGAGCUAUGUAGAAGGGCGUCAAUUUAUAGGACGUGGCAAAGAAACUUCAAUUGAACAUAUUCCUCACGCCACCAUUAUCUAUUGCAAUAGUGGCUGUGCUUCCAUUUAAUAAUGGAUAUGUUAGGGUUAGAAAAUGCUUUCAAGUAUAGAAAGCAUACAUGUAAGUAAUACAGCACGAUUUAUUUUUAAUGGAUACGUCCCUACAGCCAUUGAAAAAAUGUCUGAGGUUUUAAAAUUUAUUCACUAUUAGAAGGCAUGCUGUAACUUUGAAACCAUAGUGUGCGCAUUAUAUUCAGUUACACACCGUCACCAUCCAAGUUUCUAAACCCUCCACUGUCUUUAUAGGAGCUGGCACCGAUACUUUGACAGACAAACUAGCCGUUUUGUUGUAUAUUAUUUAGAUGCUCUAUGUCAAGUUGUACAGAUUAUAUAUCACUAUAAUAACGUCAUGGUGUAAUGUUAUGUUGUGUUAUUGUACAAGUUUUGUGUUACUGUAUAAUUCCCAUAAAUGCUUUUUGUAAGAAAAAUGCAACCAGUUGAAAAGUUGGUUGUUGCGUUAGCAGUAAACUGUAGUAGCUAAGCUAUGUUGAAAUGUUAGUAAUGUAAAAAUGUAUAAAUUAUAAACUAUAAACAA
Priapulus caudatus is the source of this 4765-nucleotide messenger RNA. Its product is annotated as phosphofurin acidic cluster sorting protein 2-like. NCBI's taxonomy places the organism in Eukaryota, Metazoa, Priapulida, Priapulimorpha, Priapulimorphida, Priapulidae. The record is from RefSeq and is a predicted model, not a curated record. Gene Ontology annotation, biological process: protein localization to plasma membrane. The transcript has 18 exons. The coding region runs from base 7 to 2436 and encodes 809 amino acids.